This is a messenger RNA of Drepanopeziza brunnea f. sp. 'multigermtubi' MB_m1, 846 nucleotides long. RefSeq lists its product as uncharacterized. Lineage: Eukaryota; Fungi; Ascomycota; Leotiomycetes; Helotiales; Drepanopezizaceae. Gene Ontology annotation, molecular function: GTPase activity; protein kinase binding; GTP binding. The record is from RefSeq and is a predicted model, not a curated record. Gene Ontology annotation, biological process: small GTPase-mediated signal transduction. Gene Ontology annotation, cellular component: cytosol.
AUGUCGUCGCAGUACCAGCAAGGUCACCACAACAAUCGCCUAUCCGACAUGUCAGAGCAGCACGACGCCCCGAGAAGGAAGGCCUCACGACAUGACCAAAGCGCCAGAUCCAGCGAGGGAACCGUCAGCACAAUGAUGAGCAAUUCUACAGGCAGAGAGUCGGCGGCCACUCAUGUCACUGAGGGCCCAUCAUACUCGAAGAAGAUUGUUGUUGUGGGAGAUGGUGGGUGCGGAAAGACAUGUCUUCUGAUCAGUUACAGCCAGGGCUACUUCCCAGAGAAAUACGUACCAACGGUCUUCGAGAACUACAUCACAUACCCAACCCAUCAAGCCAGCGGCAAGACUCUCGAACUCGCGCUGUGGGAUACCGCCGGACAAGAAGAGUACGAUCGUCUCCGCCCUCUCUCAUACCCUGAAACCGAUUUACUAUUUGUCUGCUUCGCCAUUGACUGCCCGAACUCCUUGGACAAUGUCAUGGACAAGUGGUACCCUGAGGUCCUGCAUUUCUGCCCCUACACUCCCCUCGUCCUCGUCGGCCUCAAAUCAGAUCUCCGAUCAAAGCGCACCUGUAUCGACCUCCUCAAGACCCAAGGACUGACUCCCGUCACCCAUGAACAAGGAAUCAACGUAGCCCGCAAGAUGGGCGCGCAGUAUAUGGAGUGCAGUAGUAAGGAGAUGACCGGAGUGGAGGAGAUCUUCGCAGAGGCCAUUAAUACGGUGGUCGCCAACGACAAGAGCAACCAAAUUCAAUCGCAGACGGGUUACGGUGGUGGUGGAGGAGGAGGAAGGUUCAGCCAACAGAUGGGCGGCAUGAGGAAGAAGAAGCGGAACUGCCGAUUCCUCUAG